This is a messenger RNA of Antrostomus carolinensis (chuck-will's-widow), 1121 nucleotides long. RefSeq names its product nudix hydrolase 9 (gene NUDT9). The coding region runs from base 37 to 933 and encodes 298 amino acids. Lineage: Eukaryota; Metazoa; Chordata; Aves; Caprimulgiformes; Caprimulgidae. Gene Ontology annotation, cellular component: mitochondrion. Gene Ontology annotation, molecular function: ADP-ribose diphosphatase activity. The record is from RefSeq and is a predicted model, not a curated record. The transcript is spliced from 7 exons.
UCUGCAAACUGUUGGUCCCAUCCUCGUCCUGUGAACAUGUUUAACAGUUACAAUGUGAAGUUCUACCACAGCAAAGCUCUCACCUCACCGUAUCCAGGAUCACACAUUGAGCGUAGCCGUGUUCCUGAAGAGAAAGUGGACUGGCAGGUUGAAUGGCAAGAUUACAAUCCUGUGGAGUACACUUCCAGGUCUGUUUUGGCAGGACCCAGUUGGGCAGAUCCCCAAAUCAAUGAUGAAGGUUUUUCUCCCAAAUUCAAUGAGAGAGAUGGAGAAGUGGAGAGGAGGAGCCUGAGUGACUUGUAUGUGGUUGAAAACGGGAGGCCCCGAAAUCCAGUGGGAAGGACUGGCCUCACAGGCAGAGGAUUGUUAGGGCGCUGGGGACCAAACCAUGCUGCUGAUCCUGUUGUGACUAGGUGGAAGAGGGACAGAAGUGGCAAUAAAAUUGCUCAUCCAGUUACUGGCAAAAACAUCUUGCAGUUUGUAGCUAUCAAGAGGAGAGACUGUGGGGAGUGGGCCAUUCCAGGGGGGAUGGUGGACCCAGGGGAGAAGAUUAGUGCUACCCUGAAGAGAGAAUUUGGGGAGGAGGCCUUGAACUCAUUGCAGAAAUCACCUGAGGAGAAAGCAAAAUUGGAGAAGCAGCUCCACAAGCUGUUCAGCCAGGAGCACUUUGUGGUGUACAGAGGAUAUGUGGAUGACCCUCGUAACACUGAUAAUGCCUGGAUGGAGACAGAAGCUGUGAACUAUCACGAUGAAACUGGUGAGACAAUGGAUAACUUGCCCCUGGAAGCAGGUGAUGAUGCUGGAGUGGUGAAAUGGGUUGACAUCAGUGAGAAGCUCAAGCUGUAUGCAAAUCAUAGCUACUUCAUUAAACUUGUGACUGAGAAACGGGGAGCACACUGGAGUGAGGAUCAUGGUCCUGAAUGCCAUGAGUGAUGGAAAUGAGGAACCGAUGAGCAUCAAGUGGAGAAUACAUUUUGCAGCUUUCAAAGAGAUGACCUUGUCCUUUUCAGUGGAAAUUCAGAGAAAAUUCCAUAAAAUUCAGCUGGCAAAAACACUUGGCAGUGAUAAAUAGAGGCUUUUUCAGAGACUUGAGCUUGCUGCUUUUGAUUUCUCAGCUGGUG